CCUGCUAGCGACUAAGAUCCUCGGCUGUCCAAACCUAUCAUCUUAGCCCGCCCACCCACUGGCAUACGCGCGACUAUGGCUGCCCCGGCACCCCUUUAUGUACCUCCUUUCUUCGACACGGGAGCACUCAUUCUGGAAUAUGAGCACGGCCUCCAACGCCUAGCGAUAGGACGUGGGCAGUUGGAGGCAUUACAGGGCGGUCCAGACGCCAUAUUAUCCUACCUUUCGUAUAAAUCACAUACGCAGCAGGCGCGGGGGUUGGAGGGUGCUUUCCGCAUGCAGCCUUUGGGUCCGCUCGAAUGGAUCCCUGUCGAUCCCGCGGCGUGUAGGGAGUUGCUGCGGUAUAUGCACAAGGUCCGGGUAGUCUAGGCUGGGGGGUGGGAGAGCACGAGGAAGACAAGGAGCCUGCUGCAUGAUUUAUGGUGACCGUCGAAGUUGAAGCCAAGAUUGAAGUUGGAGUUGUACGCUGCACGUGUGCCGGACUGCCGGUCCGCAAACAAAACUCGAUUUCUUUGGGAAUUUCAACGGAC
Molecule: messenger RNA, 530 nt
Organism: Schizophyllum commune H4-8
Lineage: Eukaryota; Fungi; Basidiomycota; Agaricomycetes; Agaricales; Schizophyllaceae
Exons: 2
Coding region: 76-369 (97 amino acids)
Source: RefSeq, a predicted model, not a curated record